Molecule: messenger RNA, 1310 nt
Organism: Asparagus officinalis (garden asparagus)
Lineage: Eukaryota; Viridiplantae; Streptophyta; Magnoliopsida; Asparagales; Asparagaceae
Product: transmembrane protein 97-like
Exons: 2
Coding region: 510-1010 (166 amino acids)
Cellular component (GO): endoplasmic reticulum
Source: RefSeq, a predicted model, not a curated record
UUUCUCAUCAUUCGAGCUCCUAAUCAUCAUUUAGUCACAUGUAGUAUCUCCAAUCUAAUUAUUUCUUUAACUUCUAUAGAACUUCUUAGUUUGACGUCUUAAUUCCUAAAAAAACUUGUUAAGAACAAUAUUUCAGCCUAAAGAGCAGAAUAUUUGUGUUGCCCGUGCUGGCCACAUUGACUUUUUAGCCUACUUCCAAGAUAAUACAAAAAAUGACAAGCGUGACAGGUUGUCUGAGUUUUUGUAUUGAAGAAUCUCAAGCUACUUACAUAAUAAUGCCUUUUUUAUUCAUGAACAUGACUAAAACCCUUUUAAAAUGGGGGGAAAAUAUUUAUAUAAAGGGGAAAACUUAAAGGAGCACCUUAGCCUAUAAUUAUCUACCAACAUCACCCACCAGCAACCCAUUUAUAUUCCCGUUUGAACUCUCCCAAUCUCUAAACUUUUCCCCUCUCUUUCUCUCUCCAACUCUUGUGUUUCUCUGGUUCAAAGAACAGCAGCAAAAUCAAUCAAUGGGUCUCAUCUCAAUCCUUGUUGACGGUUUUAUUCUCCUUUUCUCUGUACUUCUCUCCCUUGCCUUCCCUUUAAUGGACUCCCAAACCAUUGCCCCUUCUUAUCUCCACCCUUCAUUUCUUGUUGAGUUCAAGCAACAAUAUGAGCGAGACUAUGGGGACUAUCUGAUGAAGGAGAUGCCACCAUUCUUUGUUGGGCUUGUUUGGGUCGAGGCCUUGUUCCUCUGGCCUCUAGCUCUUCUCAACGCUUACGGGAUUCUUAGUCGCAAGAAAUGGGUUAGGACCACUUUGAUCAUGGCUGGUGUUGGUUCUGGCGUUUCCAUGGCUAGUAUUAUGUCAGAGCUACUGGGUUCGGGCAGAGAAUCAAAGAAACUGGUUCAGAUGUACUCCCCCUUUGUGGUUUUCGCAAUCUUGGCGACUCUCAGAGGGCUCUUUCCUCCUCGUUAUUGUUCGAUCUCUGCUUCCAACGCACCUCCUCCUGCUCAGAAGAAGAGGGUUUGAUCAAUCAAGCGCCAUUUAUUCGGCGCCAUUUAUUACCUCCAUGUUCCUUAUAAUAUUAGUUUUAUAUCUUAAUGCAUCUUUGGAAGCCUUAUUUUCUUGAGGAACAGUUGAAAUGUUUUCCGUGUAUUAUUACGCGUACUUUUGGAGUUAUGGUUGCCUUCAGGUUUAUGUCUUGUUGAUCUUUGUAACAUGUCAUGUAUUAGUAAAAUGGAUUAAUAGGUCAACUUGUUUGUUGGUAGAACAUUGUACCUACUGUAUCAUUUUUUUUCUUGUUCAUUAUUUCAUUAAGGUACUUUCUUA